Phytophthora sojae is the source of this 369-nucleotide messenger RNA. RefSeq lists its product as hypothetical. The transcript has a single exon. Bases 1 to 369 code for a protein of 122 amino acids. Lineage: Eukaryota; Oomycota; Peronosporomycetes; Peronosporales; Peronosporaceae. The record is from RefSeq and is a predicted model, not a curated record.
AUGCGCACGCCCACGGCGACAGUAGUAGACGGGUACUUGGAGCGGCGCGGGCGCCACCUGAAGAGCUGGCGACGCCGCUUCUUCGUGUUUGAGGACGGCAUGCUGCUGCACAAGAAGAGGGACGGCCCGGGCGCCAAGGUCCUCCACGAGGACCGCGUGUUCGACGUGCUCUACUGGAGCGGGCGCCCUCACGGCCUCUGCCUCAAGCUCCGAGGCGACCGCAUCGUGUACUUGACCGCGCGCUCAGAGGAAGACGCCGCGCGAUGGCACGACGCCAUCGAGAGCUACCUGAAUGAGCAGCGCUGCGUCGAGGACCUGCGGCGCGCGCUGUGUCGGGGUCGCCUGCCGUCCAUCCGCGAGUGCGAGUAA